Gossypium raimondii (Peruvian cotton) is the source of this 2757-nucleotide messenger RNA. RefSeq names its product acylamino-acid-releasing enzyme. The coding region runs from base 26 to 2518 and encodes 830 amino acids. The record is from RefSeq and is a predicted model, not a curated record. Gene Ontology annotation, biological process: proteolysis. NCBI's taxonomy places the organism in Eukaryota, Viridiplantae, Streptophyta, Magnoliopsida, Malvales, Malvaceae. Gene Ontology annotation, molecular function: serine-type endopeptidase activity. The transcript is spliced from 18 exons.
AAAUGUUAAAGUUAGGAAUCUUGAAAUGAGUAGGACCUUACCAUUAGCAUACUUCACCAGUAUCAGCAGCAAUAUCUCUACUUGGUCAGGGACAUUAGCAGCUUCUCCUCGAUUCUCUCUUUUAUUUUUCUCUUCUCAACCUCGUCUCUCACUCUUCAGCUCCACUCCCAUUUCUCACUACGUAAAAAAUCUACCAGCUAUUUUGGCCAUGGAUUCUUCUAAAGCUGGUACUGUGAAGGAAUUGCCAGUGGGGCUAGAUGAAGCUACCGAGGAAGAAUAUGCUUCCCAGUCUAAAUUACUUCAAGAGUUUACUAAUAUCUCUAGCAUCGACAAGGCAUGGGUUUUUAAGUCUGAAAGUGGAAUAUGCUCCCAAGCAAUGUUUUUAAUUAGCCAACCGAAUCUUUUGGCAAACAAGAAAAGAAAGUUUAUGUUGUCAACUAGUAUUUCGAAAGAAAGUAACAAUAAUGUAAACUUCCAAUGGGCACCAUUUCCUGUUGAGAUGACAGGAGUGUCUAUAACUGUUCCUUCACCAUCAGGUUCCAAGCUUCUUGUGAUUAGAAAUCCUGAAAAUGAAUCUCCCACACAAUUUGAAAUAUGGAGUUCAUCUCGGUUGGAGAAGGAGUUCCGGAUUCCCCAAUCCACUCAUGGCUCAGUGUAUGCUGAUGGCUGGUUCGAGGGAAUCUCUUGGAACUCUGAUGAAUCUCUUAUUGCUUAUGUUGCUGAGGAGCCAUCUCCCUGCAAGCCUUCGUUUGAUUGUCAGGGUUACAAGCAAGGUGCUGCAAAAGAUAAAGAAUGCAUGAGCUGGAAAGGUCAAGGGGAUUGGGAGGAAGAAUGGGGGGAAUGUUAUGCAGGAAAAAGGCAGCCUGCACUCUUUGUGAUCAAUCUUAACAGUGGCAAGGUACAUGCUGUUAAAGGAAUUGCAAAGUCUUUGAGUGUAGGACAGGUCGUUUGGGCUCCACCAGUGGAAAGCAUCGACCAAUAUCUGGUUUUCGUGGGGUGGUCAGCAGAUCCGAGAAAACUCGGUAUAAAAUACUGCUAUAACAGACCCUGUGCAUUAUAUGCGGUGAAGGUUCCACUUUAUAAGUCAGAAGCUGCUCAGUCAGAUCUCAAAUCAAUGGAGGAACUGACUGUUGUCAACUUAACACAAAGCAUAAGUAGUGCAUUCUUUCCACAAUUCAGCCCAGAUGGAAAGUUCAUUGUGUUUCUGUCUGCAAAAGCCUCAGUGGACUCUGGAGUACACUCUGCAACUGAUUCUCUUCACCGAAUUGAUUGGCCUACUGAUGGCAAGCUAUGCUCAUCUACAAAGAUCAUUGAUGUGAUUCCUGUGGUGAACUGUGCCGAGGAUGGUCAGUUUCCGGGGCUUUACUGUUCAAGUUUUCUUAGUAAGCCAUGGCUUUCGGAUGGAUGCACUAUGAUUUUAUCUUCCUAUUGGCGCAGCUGUCAAGUGAUACUUUCUGUAAAUGUGUUAAGUGGUGAAGUAUUACGAAUCAGCACUGCUGACUCAGGUUUUUCAUGGAAUGUUCUGACACUAGACGGGGACAACAUUAUUGCUGUGUGUAGCAGCCCGAUAGAUGUUCCUCAAAUCAAAUAUGGCUGCCUUGAGGACAAAGCGACUAAUACAACCGCUUGGCAUUGGUUAAAUGUCUCAAGCCCCAUUUUUAAAUGUUCAGAGAAGGUUACGUCUCUGCUUUCACAUCUUCAGUUUGGUAUCACGCAAAUUCCAGUGAAAGAUGUUUCUGAUUGCUUGACAAAAGGAGCUGCUAAGUCUUUUGAGGCAAUAUUUGUAUCUUCCAAGGUAAACAAUGCACCUGAUCCGCUAAUAGUGGUCCUUCAUGGAGGGCCUCAUUCCGUCUCUUUGUCAAGCUUCUCAAAGUCAUUGGCAUUUCUUUCUUCACUUGGUUUCAGCCUAUUAAUUGUAAAUUAUAGAGGUUCACUGGGAUUUGGCGAGGAAGCAUUGCAAUCUCUUCCUGGGAAAAUUGGGUCUCAGGAUGUCAAUGAUGUACUCACAGCUAUAGAUCAUGUCAUUGAGAAAGGACUUGUCAACCCAUCUAAAAUAACUGUUCUUGGUGGUUCACAUGGCGGCUUUCUAACUACGCACUUGAUUGGUCAGGCACCGGAUAAGUUUGUUGCAGCUGCCGCACGGAAUCCAGUUUGUAAUCUUUCAUCCAUGGUUGCCACAACAGAUAUUCCUGAUUGGUGUUACGUGGAAUCUUACGGAAGCAAAGGAAAAACUAUCUUUACUGAAGCACCUUCAGCUGAACACUUGACUCACUUUUACAGCAAGUCUCCUAUAUUGCAUAUUUCUAAGGUUAAAGCUCCAACCAUCUUUCUUCUAGGUGCGCAGGAUCUUCGCGUCCCGGUUUCUGGGGGAUUGCAAUAUGCACGGGCAUUAAAGGAGCGAGGAGUUGAGACCAAAAUCAUCCUGUUUCCUAAUGACAUCCAUGCAAUUGAAAGGCCGCAAUCCGAUUUCGAGAGCUUUCUUAACAUUGGUGUUUGGUUCAAAAAGUAUUGCAAAUGAAAAGGUAAAAGUUUCAUGUCGUCUAGGGCCAAACAUGUUUGUAAUUAAGGACUUAAUCAUCAUAAUAAUCUCUAAGAUGGUUAAUUUGUCCCUUGCACUACAUGCAAUAAUGUAAAGAUUCUAGCGUUUUGUGUUAUGUUUGGAAAUAUGAAUUUGUAAUGUUGGAUUCGUAUUUCAUUCGGCAAAUAAUGUUAGAUCGUGUAUCCGAAUUUUAACGAUGAUGACUUGGGAAAUUUUCA